Messenger RNA from Spodoptera exigua (beet armyworm), 903 nucleotides. The record is from the annotation of a GenBank genome assembly. NCBI's taxonomy places the organism in Eukaryota, Metazoa, Arthropoda, Insecta, Lepidoptera, Noctuidae.
AUGGUGUCCAAAUAUUUUCUACUCUUUUUAAUCCCGGCGCUCGUGGAGUGUCGGAUAUCUAUAAAGAUAACAGCUGCGACCUCGGAAGCGGAGGCGGAGGUGCAGUACGGGGGCGAGGAUGUUGAGAUUAUCAGCGACCGGGAGCGAGAGACCUUCGACAUUGGGGACCGCAGCCUCAAGCGAGCCGUCGAGAAGUUUGCCGACGCGGCGCCCACUGACGUGUACGUGAGGAGCCCGACGCCGUGGAACGACGUCUACAAGACUUACAAUUGGGAACAAGUGAAGAGGAUCCUUAAACCUAUCAGAACGAGGAUCCUGGGAGUGCACACCAAACCUGUGAUCGUGGCCACGCGGGAGUUUGAGAACCACAGCGGAGUCAAGGCCAAGUAUAACGCCGCCAUCAAGCAGGAGAUUCAAGAGACCGUCUCCAACACCUGGUCGGUCGGGGGAGAGCUGACUGUGGGCCAGGAGAUCGAGUACAGCGUCAACUUUGCUGCGGGCAGCGCAGGGGGAAAGACUAGUCUGUCGUACGCGGCCAGCUGGGGUAACGACACGACGAAGGAGAAGUCGGCGACGCUGGGCUCGUCGACGGGCGUCGAGGUGGAGUUGGCGCCGGGGCAGGGCGUGGUGGCCAGCCUGACGGCGACGCAGGGCACGCUGGACCUCGAGGUCGAGUACGAGGCGCGCCUCGAGGGCGUCGUCUUCGCCAACUACCGCAACAAGUACCGCGGACACUACUUCUGGGCCUUCCCCGUCUCCUCCGUCCAGCUGGCCGGCGGCCUGGCCCGCACCGUCAGCUCCAUCGAGAAGAUCUCCAUCGGCUUCUACACCAGCGCGCGCGUCGACGUCAAGGACAAGGUCACCACGGGCCGGAUCAAGCAGGCCCCGGCUGGCUUCAUCUAA